Molecule: messenger RNA, 3081 nt
Organism: Guillardia theta CCMP2712
Lineage: Eukaryota; Cryptophyceae; Pyrenomonadales; Geminigeraceae
Exons: 18
Coding region: 1-3081 (1026 amino acids)
Source: RefSeq, a predicted model, not a curated record
AUGGAAAGUGAUACAGACAAAUCUCUCUCCCCCAGCCGUACAGGACGGAGAUCCACUCUUCAAUCACGAGCGUCAAAGGCAUCAGUCAAAUUGUCGUUAGAAGACUUCGAUGAGGAAACAAACCCUGCUCCCUACUUGAACACCCCGCGGUCACUUGAUGCUUGCUCUCGGCAAGGAGUGUUGCCAGAAGAACUCAUGUACAAGAGCAAGAGCUCUUUCGGAAGCAAAGAGACUCCCUCUCGAAUCCUACAGCUGCGCUACGAACACUAUGAGAAUGCAAGAAAGAUGAAGCUCGAGGCGGUGAUGCGAGAGUACAAGAAUAUCAGAGAUGAGAGCAGGAAAAGACUGACCCCCCGUCAGCGGGAGACAGGAGAUUCUUCACAUCGGAGUGCCACUGUGAGCGUGAGAUCUGAACAAGACGAGGAACAGAAAAUGAUUGAGAGCAUGCAUCGGCAAAUUGAAGCGAUGAAAAGGAAGCAGAAAGAAGAUGUUGAGAGUAUGCUGCUGAACGAAUUCAAAGCCGAACGUCUGCGUCAAAUUCACGACGAGAAGAUGGCGGAGAAGAAGAAGAAGGAGCAAGCUUUGCUGGACGAGAAGAAGCAAAAAGAAGCUGAAUGGAUGAAGAUGCAGGCUGCGCGUGAAGCAAAGCGGCGGCAAGAAGAGGCGGAGGAGGAAGCAAGAAUAAAGCGAGAGAUGGAAGAGAAACUGCAAGAAGAGAAGGAGAAGCGUCAGAAGGCAGAAGCCGAAGAGCGUGAAAGACGAAUAGCAGCAAAAGCAAAAGAGCAGGAGCGCGCGCAGAGAAUGGAGUUGCUGAAGAAGAAGCAAGAGAUGUACAACAAGCAGCAAGAAAGGCAAGCAGAGGCAAGACGUCAAGCGAUGGAAGAAAAGGACAAGAGCAAGAUGCAAGCGAGAGAGGAGAUGCGAAUAGCAGCCAUCAAAGAAAACGAAGCAAAGAAGCUGCAGAUUGAGGCCCGCGUCCAGGCAGCAAAAGAAGCGCAGAUGGCAACACUGGAACGACAAAGCUUGUUGUUUGCAGAGAAAGAGCGCAAGGCAGAGGAGAAGAGAAUUAACUUCGAGAAGCAGCGAGUCGAAACACAGGAAGAAAUUAAGCGAAGAGCAGAAGCCAAGGCGGAGCAUAUCAAGAAGGUCAUGGACGACAUGGCAGUGCGCGAACAAAGGAAAACAGAAACCUUGAUGCAGAGAGAACGAGAAGCCCAAGAAAGAAUGAGAAUCUUGCAGGAGGAGCGCGAGCGAGAGGAGGAAAAGAAAAAAAAGCAAGGAGAGGAGAAACAGGAGCAAGAAGCGAAGAUCUCAACCUUGCAGGAGUUCAAGAAAGAGACGCUGGGCCCACAGAAGGAGUUGGAGAAACAGAAGAGAGAGGAGAAGUUGGAAGCGAAGCGGAAGAAAGCGAUGGUGAGAGAGUCUGUGAAGUUGUCAAUCUUUGACUUGUCAAUGGACCAGCACGAUGAGGAGAUGCGGAAACAAGCAAUCAUCGAGAAGCAACAAGAGCAUCAGGAGAUCUUGGAAAAGCUGCAGGAGCAGCGCAAACAGGAGGCCUUGUUCUUGCAGGAAGUGGAAAAGCUCAAAAAGCAGGAGAAACAAGAAGCUGUGGAGAGGCUCAAGAGGAUGGAGGCCUACAACAGAGAGAUGGUCCUGAAGAAACUCGAGGAGGACAACAAGAAGACAGCAGAGCUGCAGGUGGAGGAGGCCCGCAAAGAGCGAUUACAGAAAGAGAAGGAGAAGAUCAAACAGGCCCAAGAGCAGCAGAAGCGGGUGAGUGAGGCUUUGUUUCUUUCCUUUUGCUCUUUCUUCUUCGUUUCCUCUUGUCUUUCUCCUAUCUGGUGGGAACCUCCUCCUGGCAUGGACCUCGAGAUCGACGUCGCAGACCUGCAGAGACGCGUGGAUGAAGAGCUGGGUUCGAAGAAGCCGCAAACUUCUAACACUAGAAGCUCCUCCCGCGUCAGCGUCAACCCCCGUCCAGCUGGUCACCAGCCGGAGGAGUCUGAGGACAUGGAGAGCUCGGGGGUCGAGAGGAGAGGAGGAGGCAGGAAGAAGAAGGAGAGAGGAGCAAAGAGCGCCCCCCUGCGCGAGAAAGGCGAGGGCGAGCAAAUGAAGAAAAUCAGCGUCGUGCUGCCUUCCGAGCCCGAAGAGAUCGAGACUGAGAGGAGCGGGACAAGGGAGAAGCCAGAGGGAGCUGGCAAAAGAGUGGAGGAGGAGGAGGAGAAGGAGAAGGACUCGAUGGAGCAUACGGAUCGAGAGGAGGAGGGGAGAAGAGGAAAGUCGGACGGGCAGAAGAAGAGGAAGAAAAUGAGCGUGCAGAAGAUGAAGCUCAAUGACCUGACAAAGUCUGCGUACACGGAGGAGGAAGGGAACGAAGAGGGGGAGGAGCAGGACGAGGACGAGGAUGACGAGGACGAGGAGCAGGAGCAGGAGGAUCAGGAGCAGGAGCAGGAGCAGGAGCAGGAGCAGGAGCAGGAGCAGGAUCAGGAGCAGGAGCAGGAGGAUCAGCAGCAGGAGCAGGAGCAGGAGCAGGAGCAGGAGCAGGAGCAGGAGGAUCAGCAGCAGGAGCAGGAUCAGGAGCAGGAGCAGGAGCAGGAGCAGGAUCAGGAGCAGGAGCAGGAGGAUCAGCAGCAGGAGCAGGAGCAGGAGCAGGAUCAGGAGCAGGAGCAGGAGGAUCAGCAGCAGGAGCAGGAGCAGGAGCAGGAGCAGGAGCAGGAGCAGGAGCAGGAGCAGGAGCAGGAGGAAACCUUCGUAUUAAAGUCGUCGGGGAAUCACCGGCACGAGGAUCACAGGCAGUGGAGCUCGCAGAACCUCUGGCUGAGUGAUCAACGGCUGCCGAGCAACGCCAAGGCCUUCGCCAUGCAGCUCAUCGACGAGCUAAGUGGUGGUGCUGGAGAUAAUUUGGACGCAGAUCGGAUGCUUCGCUUGGAGGCUGUAGACGAUAAUGCUGAGGAGAAGGAGCGGCUGGAGGGAGCGUUCGCAGUUGAGAGAUCGGCAGCAUCAGACCGGAUCAUGAGGAUAACAGCUGAGCAUGACAUGAUCCUGAAGCAGAGGCUCGCUCAGAUGGGCCUCUCGCUCUAG